AACCAAUCAAGCCCUGCGGCCAGUAGCUUAAUAUUUCCUCAACCUCGCCAAUGGUAAACGUUCAUGCCAGUCUUCAGUAACGAAUAGUAUAGGUAACACGUAUUCAACGGACAAAGUGUAGCAUCUUGGAUCAGAAUAUAUAGUUCAAAGGGCGCAGCUUUUUACACACAUUCAUCUUGUGAUUUCGAUGCCAUAGGCCGCUCGCAAUUACAGUCGAGUCGGCCGAUGAGAAGCUAAAUAUCUGCAUUUACUUACCUGUUAUUGUACCUGGAUACCGAGUUCUCCCAUCCACGCAUUCACUUGCUCAUUCAAUCGAGCUCAGCGCGCAACAUGGCAGCACAAGACGUCGAGCAUGACAUUGUGUUGUACGACUUGGCUUGCACCAAGAAUGUCUGCUUCUCGCCUGUCGUAUGGCGCAUCCGCAUGAUGCUCAACUACAAGCAAAUUCCGUACAAGACCGUCUUCCUCGAGAUGCCAGACAUCGAGCCUACACUGAAAGAGCUAGGUUUGCCCCCUCACGAUCCUGCUACAGGAAAUACAAAGGACUACACGGUCCCCGCCAUCUACCAUGUACCGACAAACAAAUAUGUCAUGGAUUCACCUGCCGUCGCCAAGUUCAUUGAGUCGACCUAUCCUGAUCCGCCUGUGCAGCUCGACUCAGAGCUAGGCACCCAGAUCAUGCUCAAAUUACGCGCAGAAGUUGGCCCAACUGUCCAAAAAUCAAUAAUGCCGCGCGAGGCUCUCAUCUUUUCUCCUCGCGCAGAAGCGUACUUUCGACGCGCUCGUGAGGCUCGGGUUGGCUGUCCACUGGUAGAGCUGCUCGAGGGCGAAGAUGAGGCAUGGGAGGCGUUGGAAGGCAAUUCAAAGACUAUUGGCGCUUUGAUGCGCACAAAUAAGGCUAAUGGGCCGUUUAUUCUCGGUGCCCGGCCGAGCUUGAUGGACUUUUUCGUUGCAGGAUCUAUCCAGACCGCCAAGGUGAUUGAUGAAGGCGUGUUCCAGAGGAUUUUGAAGCUGCCUGGGUAUUUGGAGAUUUACGAGGCAUGUCAGCCUUUUAUGCAGAAGAAGGAUUGAGUUUGGAGACUGUAGAUUGGACAGAGUGACUGUCCAUAGAGAAUGUAUGAGAUGUAACCAGACCAUGUCAUUCUGUUAUACCACAGCCAUUCGACAGACCAUAAUGGUCGGCGCUUGUUUUUGCCUGUUUCCUAUCCGCCAUCUAGUAAAUGCGGCUCAGUUGAGCAUAUGGAUAAUAAAUGAGGAGGAAACAAUUGAACUUGGCUUAGCUGGCGUUUGGGACCAUAUAUAGCUUUGUGCACUGCUCUGAACAUGACCAGAAUUGUUGCG
Messenger RNA from Trichoderma atroviride IMI 206040, 1341 nucleotides. RefSeq lists its product as uncharacterized. The record is from RefSeq and is a predicted model, not a curated record. Lineage: Eukaryota; Fungi; Ascomycota; Sordariomycetes; Hypocreales; Hypocreaceae.